AUGGAGUGCCAGCUGCCAAUGAGGAAGGUCCUGAGUGGCAUCUUUGCUCAGGCUAAUAGUCAGGGUGAAGUCCUGAUUCAACCCUCUGAAGGUGCUGCAGCCCAAACGCCGCUUGCAGCAAAUACUAGCGUCCUCGCCCGUGCCGGUGCCCAAGCCGGCGCCAGGGUCAGGGACGACCGCGCCAGCGGCCACUGCGCCGGUGGCCAUUCCUGUGCCCGCGCCCCCUGCGUGCGGUCCUCCGCUGUCCUCUGUGAUUUAACACCCCGUUGUCUCUACCUGGUCAGGUUUGACUACUGCAGGUUCAUAGAGCUAGACUACGUUCCCAUGGAGACAGGCUACAUGGUCUCAAUGCGACCGACUAAAGGCUAUUCAUCGACCAAGUCGCCAACCAAAGGAUACACUUCCACCAAGCGGACACCGGCCGCGCCCAGUAAUAGAGAUCCCUAUGGCAACACCUCCCUCAGCAGCAGCAGCAACUCAGGCUCUUGUAAAGGCAGCGACUGCAGCCCUACCAAAGGACGUCACCAGAAGUACACGUCGUGCACAGACAACCAUGGUAUUCGACCUCCUCCACCAGAGCAGUACCUCACACCCUUGCAGCAGAAGGAGGUGUGUAUCCGACACCUGCGGGCCAGGCUAAAAGAAACCAUCAACACACUGCAAGACAGGGACACAGAGAUAGAUGAGCUGAGAGGGCAGCUUUACAGGAUGCAGGAGGACUGGGUUGAGGAGGAGUGUCACCGUGUGGAGGCUCAGCUGGCCCUGAAGGAGGCGCGCCAGGAGAUCCAGCAGCUCAAACAGGCUGUAGAAACUGUCCGUGCCAGGCUCAGUGAUGCCGGGGGACUCAGUGGGGACAUAGGGGUCCAGAAGUACUUCCAGGACAUCAAUACUCAAAACCAUAAGCUAGAGAACCUUUUGCUGAGUAUGGAGUUAGCCCAGGCUGGAUUAGCCAAAGAGGGGGAGGCCAUACCAGGCUGUAGGAUCCGUGUUGGGGGUUCAGCACCAGCGUCGGUAUCCGGGGAGAGUCCAGGGGGAAUACCCAAACCAGCAGUAGGCGGGAGGGGGUCUUGCUCCUGCGAUGCUUCCCCAGCUCGUUCUCUGACCAGGAGCUCCACCUACACUAAGCUCACAGAUCCGGCACUGGCGGACCAGAACGGCAAUGGGCAAGACUUUCCUUGUCUGUCAGGAGACGGCACCCAGGACAGUGGCUUUGUGUGCUGUGGGGAGAGCAGCGUCCCCAGCCGGGCCGACCUGCUGCUGGAGGCCGCCUUCCUCUCUGAGGAGACAGCAUCUUUACUCAACUCCUACACACAGAUGCCUCACUCCUCCACCUAUGAGAAGCUGUGCACAGGCGAGCGGCUGGCACCCUUUCGUUGUGGCCUGGGUGGAGUCAGCUGUAUGAGCCACCCCUGCCUGUCCCACCACCACCUGUAUCUGCAUCCGCUAAGGGAGACAGGCAUUCAGACUGAAAGCUGCCCCAUCCCCACAGCAGCUGGUUACCCCUCUGACCUGGAUACCAUUGCAGAGCAACGCACCUUCCGCUCCCAGGCUUGCAGCCCCACCUCCACCUGGAUAUCAGAUGAGGGGGAGGAGGAGCUGGACUCCAUCACCACCACAACUUCGGUAACCACAGCAACGGUCAUGAGUACAGCCACGGAGCCUAUCCCGGUCUCCAAAACACCGCUUGUCCCUCCCUUACCACGGCUGGAGGAUGAAGGGCAGCAGAGGCAGAUGGGCUCAGGGGGAGGAAAUGAGGUGGAAGGUCAAGGUGCGGUGGAGGAGGCAGCGCCAGAAAAACUGUGCGACUCAGCAGAGAAAUCACCAGGGAUGCAGGGUGAGCUUAGGUUUGCAGGAUGCUGUGGAGAAAGCAGGCAGAGUGGGACAACACUGAGGAAGCUCAGCAUGGAAGAAGUUGGCCUAUCAGCAGGAUCAACUCAGGUAGAGACAGGACAGUUGAGUCCAAAUCACCCAGGAUUAUCACCAGGUGUAGAACAGCCUUAUACCUCCCAACCGAGGAGAUCGACUUCCCAUGAAGAGAUAGCUGGUGUCACUGUAGUUGAGGUGCAUGAUGAGGACGAUGAUGAAGAUGAAACUAAAGAACAAGGUGCCGCAGGAGGCGCCGCAGCAGAGAAGGAAGAUUCAUCUGACUCAUCUGACGGGACGAUUCAGAAAAGCUACUGGAGUCGUCACUUCCUGGUUGAUCUGCUAGCAGUGGCCAUCCCUGUGGUGCCAACAGUGGCGUGGCUGUGCCGCGGUCCAGUCCGUGAUGGACAGCCCAUGUAUCACAUAGGGUCACUGCUGCGAGGCUGCUGCACUGUGGCACUGCACUCGCUGCGCAGGGGAGGUGGAUUGAGGCAUUACCCCGCAGGCGGGGGAGACAUGGGCGGAUCACAGAUAUGA
Toxotes jaculatrix (banded archerfish) is the source of this 2400-nucleotide messenger RNA. RefSeq names its product syntaphilin b (gene snphb). The record is from RefSeq and is a predicted model, not a curated record. Gene Ontology annotation, cellular component: cytoplasmic microtubule; mitochondrion. NCBI's taxonomy places the organism in Eukaryota, Metazoa, Chordata, Actinopteri, Toxotidae. Bases 1 to 2400 code for a protein of 799 amino acids. The transcript has 8 exons. Gene Ontology annotation, biological process: neuron differentiation.